AUGGCUUCUCUCUUUUUCUCCGCCCCUGUCGAUAUCGAUGUCGUCCUUGAGGAUCUCGAUGAGCGCCAGACCGUCGAUGUCAAGCUCGAUAAGGGUCAUCGCGAGCGGGUCCCGCUGUACAUGGACGGCGAGUCCGUGAAGGGUGCCGUGACCGUGAGACCCAAGGAUGGCAAGCGACUAGAGCACACCGGCAUCAAGGUGCAAUUCAUCGGCACAAUCGAGAUGUUCUACGACCGAGGCAACCACUAUGAAUUCCUGUCCCUGGUCCAAGAGCUCGCUGCUCCCGGCGAGCUGCUCCACCCGCAAUCGUUCCCCUUCAACUUCAAGAACGUCGAGAAGCAGUACGAGUCUUACAAUGGUAUCAACGUCAAGCUGCGCUACUUCGUCCGAGUGCUGGUCUCGCGCCGCAUGGCCGACGUCGUCCGCGAGAAGGACCUCUGGGUGUACUCCUACCGCAUGCCGCCCGAGAACAACAGCCCGAUCAAGAUGGACGUCGGUAUCGAGGACUGCUUGCACAUCGAAUUCGAGUACUCCAAAUCCAAGUACCAUCUUAAGGACGUGAUCGUGGGUCGCAUCUAUUUCCUGCUCGUGCGGUUGAAGAUCAAGCAUAUGGAGCUGUCUAUCAUUCGUCGGGAAACGACUGGUUCCCCACCAAACCAAUAUAAUGAGAGUGAGACGCUGGUGCGCUUUGAGAUUAUGGAUGGUUCGCCAUCGCGAGGUGAAACCAUUCCGAUUCGUCUGUUCCUCGGUGGAUUCGAUCUGACACCCACGUUCCGCGAUGUUAACAAGAAGUACUCAACGAGGUACUACCUCAGUCUAACGCCCGUCGCUACUUCAAGCAGUCCGAAAUUGUGCUCUACCGCCAAGCCCCCCGAGAUCGCCCCGAACGCUCAGAUCGCACAGCAGCAGCAGAUCCAGCAGCAGAUGCUUCUCGAGCAACAGCGCCAGCAGCCUGCUCUGCCACCGGGCUCAGCGACCGCUGGCCCUGGAAGGGAAUCCGCGCCCCUUCGCCAGGAACCUCAGCCGGUCCCUGCGCCCGCAGCAUAG
Molecule: messenger RNA, 1047 nt
Organism: Penicillium brevicompactum
Lineage: Eukaryota; Fungi; Ascomycota; Eurotiomycetes; Eurotiales; Aspergillaceae
Product: vacuolar protein sorting-associated protein 26
Exons: 5
Coding region: 1-1047 (348 amino acids)
Biological process (GO): retrograde transport, endosome to Golgi; intracellular protein transport
Cellular component (GO): endosome; retromer complex
Source: RefSeq, a predicted model, not a curated record